AUGUAUCGAGAAAGAGGGAAUGAAGUGUUAAAUCCAAAUGACAAUAAUAACAAUGAAUGGUCCUACGAUGUCAAUUCAGUACCCUGCUUAUCAUCCAAUAAAGAUGUCGGCAUAUAUGAUAAACGACAAAAUAUUCCGCAACAUUCAUCACGUAGUUCGUUGUAUAAGAUAAAUGAAGCUGACAAUGCAUCAAGACAUAAUGACAUAGAAAAUAAACCAGCUGAUUGCAUUCAUGAAUCGUGUGAAGCACUGCCAUACUGUCAACAGCCACAUAAUCCAGUAGGAAUGGAUUGCCAUGAAAAAAUGCAUCAUUUAGAGAAGAAUUAUAUACACAGUAGUUGGAAUUGUUAUCUCAAUUCUUCACAAAUUGAAUAUUUACCAAUACCAGACGCUAAAAUGGAACCAAUAGCUGAACGAGCACACAGUAAAAUUCACCGUGGUCUACGUGAAGCAUGUUUAGCUCUGGGGAUUGUUUUUACAACGAUCACGCUAAUUUGUAUUGAACUACUGCGUAUCAUUACAUUGACGAUUGUGAAACCAUUUUUACAAUUUCUACGCUUUUUAUCCCAUUUAAUUAUUAAUUAUUUCUGUGAUAUUAGUUAUAUACUGAGUGCACAUUGGGAGCGAUUUAUUCAUCCAAUCAUUAAUUCAUGGGCUGCCUAUUCACAAGAUGUUGUUGUCCCUGUGAUACAUCACGAAAGAGGAAAUGAAGUGUUAAAUCCAAAUAACAAUAAUAAUAAUGAAUGGUCCUACGAUGUCAAUUCAAUACCCUGUUUAUCAUCCAAUAAAGAUGUCGGCAUAUAUGAUAAACAACAAAAUAUUCCGCAACAUUCAUCACGUAGUUCGUUGUAUAAGAUAAAUGACGCUGACAAUACAUCAAGACAUAAUGACAUAGAAAAUAAAUCAGCUGAUUGCAUUCAUGAAUCGUGUGAAGCACUGCCAUACUGUCAACAGCCACAUAAUCCAGUAGGAAUGGAUUGCCAUGAAAAAAUGCAUCAUUUAGAGAAGAAUUAUAUACACAGUAGUUGGAAUUGUUAUCUCAAUUCUUCACAAAUUGAAUAUUUACCAAUACCAGAUGCUAAAAUGGAAUCAAUAGCUGAACGAGCACACAGUAAAAUUCACCGUGGUCUACGUGAAGCAUGUUUAGCUCUGGGGAUUGUUUUUACAACGAUCACGCUAAUUUGUAUUGAACUACUGCGUAUCAUUACAUUGACGAUUGUGAAACCAUUUUUACAAUUUCUACGUUUCCUCUCCCAUUUAAUUAUUAAUUAUUUCUGUGAUAUUAGUUAUAUGCUGAGUGCACAUUGGGAGCGAUUUAUUCAUCCAAUCAUUAAUUCAUGGGCUGCCUAUUCACAAGAUGUUGUUGUCCCUGUGAUACGUGAAUUCCGUCCAAUACACAUCAUAGUACAUCAACAACAUCACCAUCAACAGCAGCAGCAACAUCAGCAGCAGCAACUGCCGACUUAUUCAGACAAAGUGAUACAACAGUGUUGA
Molecule: messenger RNA, 1494 nt
Organism: Trichobilharzia szidati
Lineage: Eukaryota; Metazoa; Platyhelminthes; Trematoda; Strigeidida; Schistosomatidae
Source: the annotation of a GenBank genome assembly